UCCUCAAGUUGGGGGGAGCCUGUGAGGGCGCCCCAGUGAACUCCCCCAGGAAAUAUACUGAGUGAGCAGGGAGGAGUUCCCCAGCACACCUGGGUGUGGGUCUCGGUGCUAGAGAGGAAGAUGAGGGAAAUCUGCCGGAUUUGCGCCCGGGAGCUCUGUGGCAACCAGAGACGCUGGAUAUUCCACACAGCUGCCAAGCUCAACUUGCAGGUGCUUCUGUCCCAUGUCCUGGGCAAGGAGCUCUGCCGAGAUGGCAAAGCUGAAUUUGCUUGUAGCAAGUGUGCGUUCAUGCUGGACCGCAUCUACAGGUUUGACACGGUCAUUGCUCGCAUUGAAGCCCUCUCCAUCGAGCGUUUGCAGAAGCUGCUGCUGGAGAAGGAUCGCCUCAAGUUUUGCAUUGCCAGCAUGUAUAGGAGGAAUAAUGAAGAUUCUGGUAUUGAUGACAAAGUUGUUGGGGAUUUGACUGUUGACAUUUCUGGCCUGCCCGAUGUCAGAUACACGGCUCUUCUUCAGGAGGACUUUGCCUAUUCUGGAUUUGAGUGCUGGACAGAGCAUGAGGAACAUAUCCCAGAACUGCACAGCUGCCACACCUUGGAGAGCGUGGGUAACCGCCCAAGGCGAUGCCAUGGCUGCGCUACAUUACGUGUUGCAGAUUCUGACUACGAAGCAAUUUGCAGAGUCCCACGAAAGGUGGCCAGGAGUAUCUCUUGUGGUCUUUCCACCAGGUGGCCAGCUAGUGUAUGCAAUGAGGAAUCCUCUGUAUGUGAACCUAUAACUGCUGACUUGGCAAGUGCCAAGGUGCCUGUGGAAGAAGAAAGCAUGGAGGAGGGGACUCCUGGGUCCUCUGUUGAAUCCUUGGACACAGCGGUUAAGGUCAGCCCUCCACGACAGAAGGAUGAGGAAGCAGACAAAGGUGUGAAAGGGAGUGAGAAGUGUGAUGAUUGCUUGGAUGCCCAUACUACUCCAAACUCAUCAUUGUAUGGGAAUAGGUUGGAGCUAGCCCUUAGCCUGAUCAAAGCUUUUGACUACAAGCCUGUUCAGAGUCCCAGAGGAAGCAGGUUACCUAUUCCAGUGAAAUCCAUCCUGCUAUAUUCCAAGCCUAGCCGUAACCUGGUAGAUGGAAGUACUCUUCUUGGCUCAGUGAAUGCUGGUUCUGGUUUCCCCAGUGCAACCACAAAACCCUUUCCCUUGGAGCUUUCUGACCUGCUGGAGCUGUGGGACGAUCUUGGUGAAGAUUAUAUGCCGCUUCGGGUACAGAAUCUGCCUGAGGACCAUCAGCAGCUGACUCAGUGUGACCCUGUGGCGAGUGGUCGUGUGUCUGAAUCGCAUGCUGCUGAGCUGCAGGACAAAAUCCAGCAGUACGAUGCCACCAACAAGUUGCUGCAGGAAAAGCUAAAUGAGAUGAAUUUUGAAUUAAAAUCUAUCCAGGAAGCAUCUCAGAGAAAAGAUCGUACAAUCCAGAGUCUGAAUGAGGCCCUGAAGAGCAAAGAAAGUGAGACAGAGGAGCUGUACCAUGUGAUUGAAGGGCAGAAUGAGACCAUGGGCAAACUACGAGACAUGUUACAUAGAAGCCAGCUUGGACACUUGCAGACCUCGGAGGGUCCAUCCCCUUCCCAGCAGCAGCAGCACAUGGCACUGCUAGAUCUGCAGAACACACUCUUCUGCACCCAGCUGGAGAUGCAGAAGCUGAAGAGGGCUCAGUGGCAGAAAGAACACCAACUGGCUGAAGCCAGGAGAACUACCCAGCUUCUAGAGGCUACUGUGCAGGAGGAACAGCAGCUGAAAGAGGUGUCGUGGAAACACAAUCAGGAGCUGCGUGGUGUUGUGCAGCAGGUACAAGCAGAGCUGCAGGGCAAGGUUCAGGAGCUGUGGGCCCUGGAGAGGGAGAAAUGCUGUGAGAUCCGGGCCCAGGAGCAGCGUGUUCAGCGUUUGAGCCAGAGGCUGGCUCACAAAGAACAGCUUCUGCAGGAAUCCUGGGAACUUCUGCAACGUAGGCAGAGCUUGGAGAAGAACCCUGUGGUCACUGAUACUAUGCUGGAGAAGUUGCAGCAGCGAAUCAAAGACCGAGAUGCUGCUCUGGAGCGAGCAAUAGAUGAGAAAUUUUGUGCUGUGGAAGAGAAGGAGCAAGAGCUGCGACAGCUCCAUAUCUCUGUGAGAGAGCGGGAGCAUGACCUGGAGAGACUGCGCUGCGUCCUGUCCAGCAAUGAGGCCACCAUUCAUAGCAUGGAGAGCCUACUGAAAGCCAAGACGCUGGAACUAGAGCAGGUGACAGCAACCUGCCAGAACCUCCAGUGGCUGAAAGAGGAAGUCGAGGCGAAAUCCAGCUGUUGGCAGAAGGAGCAGGAGGGGAUAAUACAGCAACUGCAGGCCUCUCUGCAUGACAGGAACAAGGAAGUGGAAGAGCUCACAGCAACCUUGCUCUGCAAGCUGGGCCCAGGGCAGAGUGAGAUUGCGGAGGAGCUGUGCUUGUGUCUCCAGCGGAAGGAGAGGAUGCUGCAGGAUCUCCUGAGUGACAGGAACAGACAGGCUGGAAAACAUGAGACCGAACUUCGGGAGCUGCUUCAAGCCAUGAGCAUCCGGGAGCAGCGAAGCCGAGUGGCUGCUGAGAAGAUGGUGCAGGCUCUGGCAGAAAAGAGUGAUGAAGUACAAUUCCUGCGCCAGCGGCUGGUGGGGAACGAGCCGGGGAAGAACCCAGUGGCUGAUGGCAGGCUUCUCCUCCAGAAAGACAAGCAGCCCUUUCAAGAAUUACUGCCAGGAGGUUGUGGGAACGCUACUGCCACCGGAAUCUCCAAGGGAGAGGACAGCAAAUACAGGAUGGAGAGAGGCCUGUUGGAGACGGCUGCUGAGCUGGAGAAGGAGCUUAUUAAUGCCAGAGAGGAACUGGAGCUAAUGGCAAGAAAGGAAAGAGAAAGCAGGUUGGAGCUCUCUUCUCUUCAGUCUGUGGUGACGGCACAGGAGGAGGAGCUGCAGGUGCAGGCCUCAGAUAUUGAGUCCCUGACCAGGAACAUCCAGAGCAAGGAGGACCUUAUUAAGGACCUGCAGAUGCAGCUGGUUGACCCCGAAGAAAUCCCAGCUGUGGAACGACUGACCCAAGAAGUCCUGGUGCUUCGGGAGAAAGUAGCCACAGCAGAGUCACGAGGACAGGAGACUACAGGGAACAGACAGCAACAGCUGUUGCUGAUGCUGGAAGGGCUGGUGGCGGAGAAGAGUCGCCUGAAUGAAGCUCUGCAAGCAGAAAGGCAGCUGUACAGCAGUCUAGUGAAGUUCCAUGCUCACCCAGACAGCCCUGAGAGAGGCCAGACUCUGCAGGCGGAGCUGGAGGGGGCCCAGGCGCUCCGUGGACGACUGGAAGAGUCUCUUGGCAGAAGCAUGGAGCAUUUGCGCAGGCUGGAGACCCUGGGCGCCUUUGGAGGUCAGCCUGGACGGGACGAUGCCAAGGACGGCAGCACUGACAGCAUUGAGGGGGAGGCGCCGCCCCGCACCGUGAACCAGCAGACCAGCCAAGGGCUCCCUGCGAACAGCCCGGAGGCCAAGGCAGCACAGCCUGAUCUCCUCACUCUGGCUCCCUUGGAGAGGGACAGCAGCCUGCAGGCAGAGCUGCUCCACGUCAGAGCCAAGAACCAGCAGCUCCUGGAGCAGAAGGCGAAGGUGGAAGGGGAGCUGUGGGAACUGAAGGCUCUGAUGGAGGAAGCCGGCUUCUCGUCUCUCUCUCCCAUCAGGAAAGUCCUGCUGAGUCUGUGCCUGGAGACCGCCGAGCUGAAGGAGCAGCUGGGGGGAUCCCCGUUGUCAGAGGGUUGGGAGGAUAAGGCAGAGGCCAGGGCUGCCCUGUGCACCCAGAACAGGAAGCUGCAGAGCUCGGAGACUGUCGUCACCCUCCUCAAGGAGCAGCUGGUGCUGAACUGCCCGGAGGGCAAGAGCAAGUUCCCGCCCCAGCUCGUCACCGGCAUGGCCACGGAGAUCGACCGGCUCCGGGCAGAGAUGGGGGUGGCAUCUGGGAAGCGCCCGGCCCUGGAGGGACAGCUCCAGGAGGACCCAGCAAAGCGGCCCUGCCCUCGGUCCCAGGCAGUGGAGUUGGGACCAGCCCAAGCCCCCAGGGGCAUGAGCCAGCAGAUGGAGGCCUGCCCUGCGGGCAGCUGGCAGCAGUUGGUGGAGCCCAGGGUAGGGCCCUCAGGGCAGCUGGUUCAGUGCCGGCAGCGCAAUCAAGAGCUGCAGGACAAGCUGGCCGUGUCAGAGGCCACAGUGCGGGCUCAGGCGGAGCAGCUGGAGCAGUACAAGACCCUGCUCAGCGAGCCCUUGGUGCAACAGGACAACAAGCAGGUGCAAGUGGACCUCCAGGAUCUGGGCUACGAGACGUGCGGGAGGAGUGAAAAUGAGGCCGACCGGGAGGAGACCCCUAGCCCUGAGUGUGAGGAGCCAGAUGUGUUCAGCAAGGCCGACCUGAUGGAGGAGCUGAGCCGGCCGGGGCCACGGGGGGGCCUGUGCUGGGGCCAGUCAGAAGACGUUGCUGUUCUGCAACAGCAUGUGCGGGAGCUCCAGUUGCAGCUGCAGAACUCGAACAAGGCUCUCCAGAGGCUGCAGCGCCGCACCCGCUCCUUCUCCAGCACCAGUGACUAUGCCUCAGGCGCUGAGCGGCUCCACAAGCCGGUGCCCAGCGCCACCGACGAGGACGAGGGCUGGCAGUCUGAUGGCGUUGGGGCCUUCUGCCCCCCUGCGCUCCAGGCCAGCAGAGACCUCGAGUGGCUCAUCCACAGGGUGUCCCUGCUGGAGGCCCAGCUGCCUGGGCGCUGGGCAGGAGGAGUGCUGCCUGAGAAACUGCGCUCUGCUGUUUGGCCAGGGAAAUAUGACUCACUGAUCCAGGCCCAAGCACGGGAGCUCUCUCACCUGCGCCAGAAGAUGCGGGAAGGGCGCAGCGUGUGCCACCUGCUCACUCAGCACCUUAGGGACACUGUCAAAUCCUUCGAGGAGCUUCUCCGAGGCACUGACAUCGACUACUACAUGGGCCAGAGCUUUCGGGAGCACCUGGCCCAGGGUGGCCAGCUGGCCGAGAGGCUGAGCAGCAAGCUGAGCAGCAGGGAUCGCUCUGACGUGGAGGAUAAAACCGGACACGAAUUCGUGGCGCUCAGGCUGAGUAAGGAGCUCCGGGAGAAGGAGAGGAUGAUCGAGACCCUUCAGGCCAAGCUCCAGGAGCUCUGCGAGACCCCUUCCAGCAGCCGUGCGCUCUCCGAGUCACCCCGCUCCAACAGCAGCGCCUCCUUCCUGUCUGAUGGCCCGGAGGCCUGCUCCGACGGGGAUGCCUCCAGUGAGUACAGCCAGCUCCAGGGGGAUCGCAGUGAGCAGCCAUCCCGGCGCCUCACAGACGUCACUCACCCUGCUGCUCUGGCAUCCAACCCAUCCCCUGCCGCUGCACCCCACCAGGCUUCGGCAGAGUCCAUCAGAGGCUACCCCACUGGGCCAUCUUCACAGCACCCUCCCAUGGACAGCGGCCAGACACGCACAGGGUUGCAUUUUGACUCGUUGUCCAAGCCACUGAGCGUCCCUCUGACGCCUGCCCCUGGGCCAUCUGCCUUCCUGCCCUUCGGCCCUCCUCCUCCCACCCCUUCUGCUCUCCUGGGCUGCUGCGGGACGCCUGUCUUCUCCUUGGCCGAGGUGCAGCAGGAACUGCACAUGCUGCAGAAGCAGCUGGGAGAAAGGGGACCUCUUGCUGCACCACCAGUCAAACCAUUGCCACUGACCAGCGACUUCGGGGAAGCCAGCACCUCCCGCUGUCUCCACGUUCCCCAUCUCACCCCACAGUCUUGCCCGCUGCAGAGCUCCGCCCAGCUGGACAGGAAAGCAGGGGCUGCCUUCCUGGAGAGCAACCCGCUCUGGGCCCAGCCUCCCAUGGGGGCCCUCUAUGGGCACUUACCCUCUGGGUAUCCAGCCAGCCACAAGCUGACGGGUGCUGACUUGCUGGAAGGACACCUGGCGGAGAUCCGCAGCCUGCGCCAGCGCCUGGAGGAAUCCAUCUGCAUCAAUGACCGGCUGCGGGAGCAGCUGGAGAAACGCCUCGCCACCACCGCCAAGGGCAAUGGGUAUCCCACCAACAUCUACAUCCAGGGGCUGGAGUCCGCAUCCUCAUUGAGCAGCGAGACCCAAGCCCUGCGGGAGGAGAACCAGAGCCUGCAGCUCCAGUUUGCUCACCUCUCCAGAGGUAAUGGGGCUCUCCCCCCAGAGCUGGAGCAGCUGCGUGAGACCACGCGCUGUAGGCUGCAGAAGGCCGAGACGGAGAACCGGACGCUGGCUCAGGAGCUGGCAGAGCAGCGGCAGAGCGGCCGUCAGCUGCGGGAGGAGCGACUGGCUCUCCAGGAGAACAACCACAGGCUGGAGUGCACGGUGCCGCUCCUUCAGCAGCAGUGCGAGGAGAACCAGCGGCUCUGCCAGGCCCUCUGUGCUGAGCUGCGCAUCCACGAGACCCUUUCCAGCUCCUCCCAGGCAGCUCUCUCAGCCUGCAGCGGAGAUGUGCAUCGCAGACCACCUUCCAGCAGCGAGCUGGGUGCCCUCCUGGCAGAGGUGCGAACUCUGCGCAGGCAGCUGCUGCGCGGCAUCCAGGUGAACAGCGCCCUGAGGCAGCAGCUGGCACGGCAGCAGCCAGAGGGAAGCGCUGCCCCCCUCUUCGCUGCCCACCAGGCUACGCCCAACUGGCAGCCCUUCCAAGACUCCAGCCCUUCUCCUCCAGUUCGGGAUGUUGGCAUGAGCUCCCCAGCUCCCCUCUCCCCGCCUGCCCUGCUCAGCGGUCCGGCCCCACUUGCCCACCAGCUGAAAGAGCCACCCGUGGACGACGCCCUGGUGAGGAGGAGUGCCCCUGCGCCAGCGGGAGAUGCCCCAAGCAGUUCGUCUGCCAGCAAAGGCGGGUGCCAGGUCAUUGGCCACGUGGAUGACUAUUAUACCCUGAAGCAGCAGAUCCUGGACGGCAAAAUGCUGGUCCACCAGAUGGCCUCUCUCCUGCGGCCAGCCCUAGCCAUGCCCUGCUUGGAGCCCCGUGGCACCGAGGCCCUGGACCGGAGCAGUGUCCAGCAGCUCCUGAGCACCGCGAGUGCCCUGCAUCAGCUCCUGGAGCAGUGCUCCUCCCUGCUCACCACCUUCUGGAGAGGAGCCCUGCUAGUAGCCCCCAGCCCAGCCCAGCCCCAGACUGCAGAGCAGGCAAUGAAGGAUGAGCUCCUGGCGCUCAGGGCAAGGUUAGCUGAGCAGGAGAAUCUGCUCCAAAGGGCAGCUGAGCGUCUGCAGGACACCUGCCGCCUGAAGGACAACAUGGAGCACUUCAUCGUCAGCCACUUGACCCAAACUCAUGCCGUGCUGAGGAAAGCAAGGACAAACCUGGAGUCUCUCCAGAAGAGCAAGCCCCAGGGCUCCUCUGUCAAAUCUCCUCCCUCCAUCGGCGCAGGGGAAAUCUCAGUGGGCUUGUCCCAGCACCCGAGCCACGUGAUCCCGACCAACCAGGAGCACAGAAGGAAGAGGAGCUGCCCAGACACCCUAAAGUGGCAAGAGGACCAGAGCUGGCCCUGCUUUGUCCACCUUCCCAGCUCCUGAGCACCAACCCUGGCUGAAACAGCUGCUGGGCAGGGCUCAGC
Molecule: messenger RNA, 7607 nt
Organism: Gopherus flavomarginatus (Mexican gopher tortoise)
Lineage: Eukaryota; Metazoa; Chordata; Testudines; Testudinidae
Product: myomegalin
Exons: 41
Coding region: 121-7566 (2481 amino acids)
Cellular component (GO): microtubule organizing center
Source: RefSeq, a predicted model, not a curated record